AUGGCAACCUCUCAGUCGGGCCUGUCCUCUACAGGGUCUUCAUCUGUCAUUGCCUUCAUCGCCACCUCACCCCUGGAGAUUUCCGCCCUCAUCUUCUCGCAUCUUGACAACUGCGACCUCAAAGCCCUUCGGUUGGCCUGCAAUAAAGUUGCCAUCUUUGUCCGUCCUCAUCUUCGGUUCAAUCGUGUCUUUAUAUCCGCUUGUCCCCUCGAUAUUAAAGUCUUUCGCGCCAUUGCAGAAGACGACACCUUCCGCCGUGAUGUCCGCGAGAUCAUCUGGGGCGAUGCUCGCUACGAAACACCACCGCCUCCAGAUCCUAGACUGCGGCACUUGGAUGAAGACUUGUAUGAUUCUGAUGAUGAGGAGGAUGAAGACGACCGGCCAGAGAAGCCCCCGCGUGGCGUUCCUUUCUGGUACUUCAGACACAGCAAAAACAACAUUGAAUACUUGGAGAUUAGACAGGGUUAUGAUGCUGAGACUCUACCUCAGCAUCUCGAGACUGCGAAACAGCUCGAGUCCCAACUCCCUCUUGAUAUCGCCUACACACACUAUCAGGAGCUGCUCGCAGAACAGAACAAUGUGCUUUCUACAUCGGCCGAUAUAGCCGCGUUCGAAUGGGCUUUGGAGAACGAUAGGUUCCCGAGCCUAAGAAGAAUUACCUUGACACCCGCAGCACAUGGCAUUCUUUUUCAUCCGCUAUACCCGACCCCUGCUAUUCGCGCUCUACCCUACGGCUUCAACUACCCGCUUCCUCGUGGCUGGCCAGUCCCUCCUAAGGACGGAGAUAAAGCGAUGUCUGGGGACUGGGAGAGCGAGGAUUACAAAGAAUGCUGGCGAGGAUUCCGCCAUGUCGUCAGAAUCCUUGCUCAUCAGAAAAGCACAAAGAUCAAGGAGCUCAUGAUUGACGGCAAUCAGAUCUGGUCUGGCCUGCCCUGUAGCAUCUUUUACGCGCCGGAGCCGUGCGUCGAGUAUGACAACCUCGUCGCCGUGAUCAAGAAGGCAGGCUUCACAACUCUCAGGCUGAGCCUCAUGGUAGGCGGGCAGGAAACCAACAACUAUCUCGCUUUCCGUAACGGGCGCCUGAGAAAAGCUCUAGAGGCGGACUUGCGACACUUUUCUCUCGAAACUGGCGAGGACGACGAUCUCGAAAACGGGGAUUAUCCUUCGCAUUGGGUGAGAGAUCACUUUAUCCCUCUGCGAUCCGUCUUCCCCGUCGAAACAUGGAAGAACUUGGCGCAUUUCGGGCUGACGCGCUGGCUUGUGAGGCAGUCGGACCUGCUCGAGUUCCUCGCCGCGCUCCCGCAAACUCUACGCUCUGCGGAACUGAGCUUCCUCUCGUUUAUGAGAGGCCAUGAAAACUACAGGGAUCUGCUCUUUGCGAUUCGUGAUACGCUGGGAUGGCUGGAGCGAACAGCCAGUGCAAGACCCCGUCUGCUCAUCCGAGACUUUCCCGGUGUCCCGUUGGCUGGGCGGGCUGUCUGGGUGGAGGACGCGUUGCAGAGAUUCUUGUACGAUGGUGGCGAGAAUCCUUAUCCGAUACCUCCGCGUAAUGCCGUAGUUACGGGUCAAACCAUCACUUGGGAACCUGGAAUUUUGACAGUGGGCCAUGGUUUCGGGAUGGAGAAGGACGCUUUGGAGCCGCAAUUUGAACGACCUUACGAGUCGGCGGAUAAGCUUAUUGAGAUGGGGAUCUCCAGGAAUUGGAAGGGGGCUUUCUAG
Messenger RNA from Colletotrichum tamarilloi, 1719 nucleotides. RefSeq lists its product as uncharacterized. The record is from RefSeq and is a predicted model, not a curated record. The transcript has a single exon. Bases 1 to 1719 code for a protein of 572 amino acids. Lineage: Eukaryota; Fungi; Ascomycota; Sordariomycetes; Glomerellales; Glomerellaceae.